UCACCUUUCUGAAUCCUCUAUGGCGGGUCGUUGGUUGAAUUGAUUGUUGUUUAUUUAGUCUCAUAGGGUUAUUUUCUACCUCACAUACGUUUGUUGGAGUUAUUGUGCUGUUUUAUUUCAUAUCGAGACAUGCUGCGAGUGAGUUCUGUGCUGUGCAGGUCCUGGAGAGGGUUCAAGACUUUCCCAUGUGCAGCUGUGGAAGUUAAGAAUGAACCUAUCCUGGGGUUCAAAGAGGGGAGUAAAGAGAGAGCAGAGCUGGAGAAGGCACUACACAACCUGAAGGGAAAGACUGAAGAGAUCCCAUGUGUGGUUGGAGAUGAACAAGUAUGGACCAAAGAUAUCAGAUACCAGCUGUCGCCUUUUAACCAUGCACACAAAGUGGCCAAGUUCUGCUACGCUGAUAAGGAGCUCCUGAACAAAGCUAUCCUGGCUUCUGUGGCAGCAAGGAGAGAAUGGGACCUUAAGCCAGUGGCCGACAGGGCUCAGAUCUUCUUUAAAGCUGCUGAUGUAAUCAGUGGGCCGAAGAGAGCAGAGAUUCUGGCCAAGACGAUGAUUGGCCAGGGUAAGACUGUGGUGCAGGCUGAGAUUGAUGCUGCAGCCGAGCUUAUUGACUUCUUCAGGUUCAAUGCCAAGCAUGCCAUAGAGCUGGAGCACCAGCAGCCUCUGAACAGUGACGGCAGCACCAACACCAUGUUGUAUCGUGGGCUUGAGGGCUUUGUAGCUGCUGUUGCACCUUUCAACUUUACUGCCAUCGGAGGAAACCUGGCUGGAACGCCUGCAAUGAUGGGUAAUGUGGUGCUGUGGAAACCCAGUGACACUGCCAUGUCUGCCAGCUACGCCGUCUAUAAAAUCCUGCGGGAGUCCGGACUACCACCCAAUAUCAUUCAGUUUGUUCCAGCUGAUGGUCCAGUUUUUGGUGAUACCGUCACUGCGUCUAAGCACCUGGCUGGAAUUAACUUCACCGGCAGUGUUCCUACAUUUAAGCGAUUGUGGAAACAAGUGGCACAGAACCUUGAUCUCUACAAAAACUUUCCUCGUGUUGCUGGAGAAUGUGGUGGCAAGAACUUCCAUUUUGUGCACAAGUCAGCGGACAUUCGCAGUGUGGCGAUGGGCACCAUACGCUCAGCGUUCGAGUACGGAGGGCAAAAAUGUUCAGCCUGCUCCAGGAUGUAUGUUCCUGACACACUCUGGCCUCAGAUCAAAAACGAGCUGCUGGCUGUACACAAACAGAUUACAGUGGGAGAUCCAGUUGAAGAUUUUGGAACCUUCUUUUCAGCAGUGAUUGAUGACAAGUCCUUUGCCAGGAUUAAGGGCUGGCUCGACUAUGCCAAGACAUCUAAAAAUCUGACUGUGAUUGCUGGUGGAAACUGUGAUAAUAAAAAAGGAUACUAUGUGGAGCCCACAAUUAUUGAAACCAAAGACCCACAAGAUAAGAUCAUGAAUGAGGAAAUCUUUGGACCAGUUCUGACUGUGUAUGUUUAUCCUGAGAACGACUACAAGAACGUGCUAGAGUUGAUUGACACCACGUCUCCAUAUGCUCUCACAGGAGCCGUCUUUGCCCAAGAUAAGUCUGUUGUAGCUGAAGCUGCGAAAGCACUGAGAAAUGCAGCAGGAAACUACUACGUCAAUGACAAAUCAACAGGCUCGAUUGUGGCUCAGCAGCCAUUUGGUGGCUCUAGAGCAUCAGGUACCAACGACAAGCCAGGCAGCCCACACUAUGUUCUCAGAUGGACCUCACCCCAGGUUGUUAAGGAGACCCACGUGCCACUGACAGAUUGGAAAUAUGCUUACAUGGGAUGAGACCUUUCUCGCUCAUUGUACCAUUUAUCAGUUAAUCCCUUCAACCCAUGUAUUUCUGAUAUUUUCCUUCUUGAUGUAAUCUAUCCUUACCUAAGUGACCUUAUCAUGGAAUCCAAGAUUUCUUGUUUCAGAAGAAAUAACUGGUCUGGUACCCUAUGAUAGACAUGCAAAUUAAAUGAAAAUAUGUAUCUGGGAAAACUACUGAGCACUGCUGUAUUUUAAAAGAUAUUAAAAUGUGAAAACAGUUGAAAUGCACUUAGAAUAAUGCUGAUGCUGGUUGCUGGUCAUCAGGCUACACCAGUGGAGAAUGAAUUGGUUUAAGCAGAAGGAAAAGGAGUAGAAAUGCACUGCUAAUUUCUGUAACUGUUAUUUGGUCUCAUUUGUUUCACUGCCGUUCUUAUCUGAUGUAGGGCUUGUCAGUACAGAAAAAAGUGUAUUAUAGUACUGGACAUUGUCAUUAUGUGUAUUUGGUGCGAUAUUUAAAGUACUUCUGAACUAAAAGCAGGAUUUUUAAAUGGACUCAUUAAAGCCCUUGUACAUAACAUUUAAAAAUUGCUUUGUUCCCUAAAAAGCAGGAGAUAUAAAUUUUUUUGUCAAAUGCUUUAUGGUAAGCCAAUUAGGACUUCAAACUAACGUCAUGUAUUGUUACAGAUUUAUGCCUCAUUCUUGGGUGCCACUUAGCUAAUACAUGAAUAUGUUACAUACCACAGAAGAGUUUGUACUGGAUGUCACAGUGCAAAAGUAAUUCUAUUGAAAACAGACUUUUAACAAUUACAUAAAUAAACAAUUAAUAGAAAAAACUUUGAGAUACAGAUCCUAAAACUGCAUACACUUAGCUAGCUGAUCAGCUAUGCAACAGAACACAAAGAUGUUUCAAAACUACAUAAUUAUGUAUAGUCAUAGAUUGGUGUUUUGGUAAGGAGUUAGAUAUGGAAAGAGUCCUUUUCCAUUUUAGCAUCAUCUUUGGUAUGUAUAUACAAAAACAAUGACUAUAUUCAAUGAAGUUAACACACGGGUGUUCAGGGGUACUUCAAAUACCUAUGAUAAUACAUUGUGGUACAAAAAUAGAUAUCAGCAUUUGGUAGUAUUAUAAAAAGAACCGCACAGUCUUUUUAAAUCAAGCUAUGCAAUUUAUUACUACAUUAAUAUAUUACCAUAAUUGCAUCCGGAUCUGAUACGUUUACCUGUAUUCUUCACACAACAAUAAAGUCAGUCCAGAUUUAGUUCACCAUUAAAUGGUGAAUACAACUGAUAUGAAUAAAUAGUAUUUGUUGUAUCCUAAAUGUAUUUAAAAUAAUUAUAAUUUAUUUAACAAAUCUUCCUAUUAAUGAGCAUAUUGUGGAGCUGCUUAAUGCCACAAUGUCAUGGUCAAACAUGUUUUCUAGUUAUUAAGGCUUUCAGUUAGCACUGUUAAUUUCCCUUUAGUAGCAUUAAAACUGUAAAAUUGUUUAUAAUGUUUUAAAGCCUGUUGUAGUGGCUAAAAAUAAUGAAAUGUCAAACAUACGGAGAGUGUCAGUCAAUUCUUUAAGCAGUUUUUUUUUUUUUACUUUAUUUUCCUCUAGAUGUUGAUAAUUUAAUUAGAAUGGAAUAUAAUGGAAUCAGUGAAUAUGUAAAGGUGAAAAAGGAAAAUAAUAAGUUAAUAAAACUAAAUUCUGUUGGGCCUCAAUAAA
Molecule: messenger RNA, 3470 nt
Organism: Trichomycterus rosablanca
Lineage: Eukaryota; Metazoa; Chordata; Actinopteri; Siluriformes; Trichomycteridae
Gene: aldh4a1
Product: aldehyde dehydrogenase 4 family, member A1
Exons: 15
Coding region: 130-1800 (556 amino acids)
Molecular function (GO): L-glutamate gamma-semialdehyde dehydrogenase (NAD+) activity
Source: RefSeq, a predicted model, not a curated record